AUGCCGUCCGUUUCAAGAUCUCGUUCAAGAUCAGUCUCUCCGACGUCGAGAAGAGGACGCUCACCUGUUUCCAGAGGACGGCAAUAUUCCCGUUCAAGAAGCAGAUCAUUAUCAAAUAGUAGGCGAGACCGUUAUGAUUCCCGCGAUCGUGGUAGGUCUUACAGACGCCGCGAUUCCCCAGAUUACAGCAGUUACAGAAGGAAUCGUUCGCGAUCUAUUGACAGAAAGAGAGAUAGACGUCAGUCUCCACCCAGAAGGAAUGGACGACAUUACCGUGAUAAUGAUCCCUUACAACAGCGAAUGACAGAGAUUCAAGGAAUUCGGAUACGUCCUGAAGAAAGCUUUUCAGAAUUUCGUACACGAGUCAGAAACGAACUAAAAACAACCAUUUGGGCACCUUCUCCUCAACGUCCUAGAUCGCUUUCACCAGACGGUAGUAAACGCAGUAGUAAAUCAAAGAAGCAAAAAAGACGACAUGAUACGACUCGACAUAAGAAACAUCGACAUCAUAGCAGUCGUGAAAAGAAAAGAAGAAGACACUCAUCGUCUGAAAGUGACACAGAUAGUGUUUCUUCAAUAGAAUCUGUGGGGAAGACAGAAAAGGAAGAAAAACCUGUAUUGGAGGUCGAUAAAUCGCACCUUGAUCAAGUACAAGAUUUGUGGGUUGAGAAAGAAGUUGAUUUGCCCGAUGAUUUAGCGCCAGUUGGCCCAGUACCGAUGGCAGAAAACGAUAACCCUAAUGAAAGAUCUUACGGUGGUGCUUUGCUUCCAGGUGAAGGCUCAGCUAUGGCAGCUUACGUUCAACAAGGUAAACGUAUUCCUCGUCGUGGUGAAAUUGGUCUAUCAGGUGAUCAGAUUGCAGACUUUGAAAGAGCUGGUUACGUAAUGAGUGGUAGCAGACAUCAACGUAUGAAUGCAGUUCGUCUUCGUAAAGAAAAUCAAGUCAUUUCAGCGGAAGAGAAGCGUAUGGUUUUACAGCAUGCACAAGAGCAGAAGAUAAAACGUGAAAAUGAAAUUAUUUCCGGCUUUAGAGAAAUAUUGAAUGAAAAGUUCAAGAAGGAUGAAUAA
Molecule: messenger RNA, 1068 nt
Organism: Mycotypha africana
Lineage: Eukaryota; Fungi; Mucoromycota; Mucoromycetes; Mucorales; Mycotyphaceae
Product: ras-induced vulval development antagonist-domain-containing protein
Exons: 6
Coding region: 1-1068 (355 amino acids)
Biological process (GO): regulation of gene expression
Cellular component (GO): nucleus
Molecular function (GO): chromatin binding
Source: RefSeq, a predicted model, not a curated record